Molecule: messenger RNA, 838 nt
Organism: Halichondria panicea
Lineage: Eukaryota; Metazoa; Porifera; Demospongiae; Suberitida; Halichondriidae
Product: small ribosomal subunit protein uS7-like
Exons: 6
Coding region: 55-678 (207 amino acids)
Biological process (GO): ribosomal small subunit assembly; translation
Cellular component (GO): mitochondrial small ribosomal subunit; ribosome
Molecular function (GO): mRNA binding; rRNA binding; structural constituent of ribosome
Source: RefSeq, a predicted model, not a curated record
GGUGUGCUAUAUUUAAAGAACCUAUAAAAAGAAGCCGGGUUGCCCAUCUAGGAGAUGUCUUUAGCUGCUGUACGUUUAUCACAGCCAUGCAGACACUUGAUGAGGCACUGGAUGUGUAGCAGCAAGCAUGGUCCGGCCUGUUUGUCCACUGAGGCCGUCACAACCACCAUACCUGAGCGACCCAUGGCUCCCUCUUCUCAAGAGAGUCCAUCCUUUUUCUACGAUCCUGUGGCCCAGAAGUUUGUGAACAUGAUGAUGUGGGAUGGCAAGAAAUCUCUGGCUCAGAGCAUCUUGAAAGAGGCUUUUCAAGUCAUCAAAACAACACAGCUUGCAAGGCUCAAGUCUAAAGCUGGCACUGGUACUGAAGUGAUGGUUGACCCACUGACCGUCUUUCACCAGGCUUUGGAGAACAGCAAACCCAUCAUGGGUACCAUUGGCGUGAGAAGGGGAGGAAAACUGUACCAGGUCCCCUACCCACUCCCCUCUAAGAGAAGACAGUUUUUAGCCUCCAAAUGGAUAAUUACUGCAUCAAGGGACAGGUCAGGACACAACAUGGCCAAGAAAUUAGCUGCCGAACUGCUAGAAGCGUUCAACAAUCAGGGCACUGCUAUUAAAAGAAAACAAGAUUUACACCGAUUGGCUGAGGCUAACAGAGCAUUUGCACACUAUCGGUGGUGACCGACAAAACUGAACUGUUUCUCAAUCACCAUUAUUUUGAACAAUUAUGUUUCAUCAUCCUCUGAAUCAUUUGGAAUUGUCCAUGGUCGUGACCUCAAGCCUGUGUGAUGUUGUCUUGUACUACCUGUAUAGAAGAAAAUAAUAAUUAUGCUUGUGUAAA